Molecule: messenger RNA, 3964 nt
Organism: Chrysemys picta bellii (western painted turtle)
Lineage: Eukaryota; Metazoa; Chordata; Testudines; Emydidae
Gene: SOX9
Product: SRY-box transcription factor 9
Biological process (GO): morphogenesis of an epithelium; positive regulation of chondrocyte differentiation; heart development
Cellular component (GO): nucleus
Molecular function (GO): RNA polymerase II cis-regulatory region sequence-specific DNA binding; DNA-binding transcription factor activity, RNA polymerase II-specific
Source: RefSeq, a predicted model, not a curated record
UAGAAGAGGAGAGUAUUUAUUACAGAGACACGGAGAGAGAGUUGGAGAGCCGAGCUUGAAAUUGCCUAGGUGAAAUUGGGAGCCUUAAACUUUCCAAAACCAAGGAACUUUUUUUCUUCUUCUGAGAGGCAGAGAGAAAGAGGGGACAGAGAGGGGGCUAAUAAGACUAACUCCAAACUUUCCCACCCCCUUUUGACUAUCCUCAGAGCUGGGUUCAUGCACGUCUCUGAGAGCAGAUCGCUUCAGCAGCAACUUUUCAGUGGGCUGUGAACAAACUUUUUUUUUCUCCUGCCAGCUGCUGUUCACCAGGCAAAACUUUCUUGUUUCUUUUGCAAAGUUUUUGCUGCCUUCCUUCUCUCCCCCACCCCCAACUCCCUCUUCCAUCCCUUCCUAGCUUCCUCCACCACAAACCCAGCUGGUUUUAAAGAGGCUUUGCCACUUUAGUGCUCUUUUUUAAAUCCCUCCCUCCCCCCUCCUUUCCCCCCACCCCUUGAUUUUCAUCCCACUGUUUUUCCCCUCUGCCGCUUUCUCGCAUGAAUCUCCUAGACCCCUUCAUGAACAUGACAGAAGAGCAGGACAAAUGCAUCUCUGGCGCCCCUAGCCCCACCAUGUCGGACGACUCCGCGGGGUCCCCCUGCCCUUCUGGCUCCGGAUCGGACACGGAGAACACCAGACCGCAAGAAAACACUUUCCCCAAGGGCGAUCCGGAUCUGAAGAAAGAGAGCGACGAGGACAAAUUCCCGGUGUGCAUCCGAGAGGCGGUCAGCCAAGUCCUGAAGGGUUACGACUGGACCCUGGUCCCCAUGCCGGUCCGUGUGAACGGAUCCAGCAAAAACAAGCCCCACGUGAAGAGACCCAUGAACGCCUUCAUGGUGUGGGCACAGGCGGCCCGGAGGAAGCUGGCGGACCAGUAUCCGCAUCUGCACAACGCAGAGCUCAGCAAAACCCUGGGCAAACUCUGGAGGUUGCUGAAUGAGAGCGAGAAGCGCCCUUUCGUGGAGGAGGCCGAGAGGCUGCGGGUGCAGCACAAGAAGGACCAUCCCGACUACAAGUACCAGCCCCGGAGGAGAAAGUCAGUGAAGAACGGGCAGUCGGAGCAGGAGGAGGGCUCCGAGCAAACCCACAUCUCCCCCAAUGCCAUUUUCAAGGCCCUGCAGGCGGAUUCUCCUCAGUCUUCCUCCAGCAUGAGCGAGGUUCACUCUCCCGGGGAGCACUCUGGGCAGUCCCAAGGGCCCCCGACCCCUCCUACUACACCCAAAACAGAUGUCCAGCCUGGGAAGCAAGACCUGAAGCGAGAAGGGCGCCCUUUGCAGGAAGGAGGAAGACAGCCGCCCCACAUUGACUUCCGGGAUGUGGACAUUGGGGAACUCAGCAGCGACGUCAUCUCCAACAUAGAGACCUUUGAUGUCAAUGAGUUCGACCAGUACCUCCCACCCAACGGUCACCCUGGAGUCCCGGCCACUCAUGGGCAACCCGGUCAAGUCACCUAUAGUGGCAGCUACGGAAUCAGUAGCACGUCAGCCACUCAAGCUGGAGCCGGGCCCGUUUGGAUGUCCAAGCAACCAUCGCAGCCCCAACAGCAGCCACCGCCGCCCCAGGCCCCGCCCCAGCCGCCGCAUACCAUGACCACCCUGAGCAGCGAACAGGGCCAGUCCCAGCAGAGGACACACAUCAAGACAGAACAACUCAGUCCGAGCCAUUACAGCGAGCAGCAGCAGCACUCCCCUCAGCAGCUCAAUUAUAGCUCCUUCAACCCCCAGCACUACAGUUCCUCCUACCCGACCAUCACCCGCUCGCAGUACGACUACACAGACCACCAGAGUUCCAACUCCUACUACAGCCAUGCGGCCAGCCAGAGCACCAGCUUCUAUUCCACCUUCACGUACAUGAACCCCGCCCAAAGGCCCAUGUACACGCCCAUUGCAGACACUACCGGAGUCCCUUCCAUUCCCCAGACCCACAGCCCACAGCACUGGGAACAGCCAGUCUACACACAGCUUACUAGGCCAUAAGGGCGACAACAACAACAAGAGAGAAAAAAGAACUGUCUCCAACCUUUUUUUUUAAAGACACUAACGCUAAAGAUGAUGAAAAAAGAGAACACAUCAGGCUUUCUGCACUACAGCACCCUUCAGGAAGUGUCCAGACCACUCUGCUGAGAACCAGCAAAACUCGGCACAGACGUUCCAAGGACUGGACUUUACCCUUGAUUCAGGGGCGAGAGAUGAGCUUUCUCACCGGCCAACUCGUCUGCCUGUGUUUGGACUUUUGUAAUUAUUUUUAGCAGUAAUUAAAAGAAGAAGAAAAAAGGAAAAAAAAUACCCAGAGUCCUCUGUGAGGAAUAUUCUCUAUUUUAAAUAUUUUUAGUAUGUACUGUGUAUGAUUCGUUACCAAUUUGAGGGGAUUUAUAUAUAUUUUUAGAGAUUUUUUUUUUAAAUGCUCUUAUUUUUCCAACAGCUAAAACAACACUUAGUGGAGCAGUCCUAGCUUUUCUUGCAGUCAGAGGUAUUUUUGUAUAGAUAAAAGUAAUUUCUUUAAAGAAAAAUAAAACGGUGUGCAUUAAUUAGGAACAAAAACUGUUAAACAGUGAUUGGCAUCAGGCUAAGCUUUGGUCAGCUGUGCAGCCUAGGAGACGCAAGGGGUUAAAAACAAAAUAGGCUUUAUUUUUCUAACUUGGAAGUAGAGAGAGAGCCAGGAGGAGAAUGUGUUCGUUUUAUUUUUUAAAGACCUCGAGCCUUAAAGCAGCGUUGUUGAAAAGCAACCCUGUAAUUUUUUUUUUUCCUCGAGAUUCUUAUACGACUGCCUUCCAGUGCAAGGAGAAAGACAGAGCCCAGACGGGAGGCAGAUCUGAUUUCUGGGAAUACUUAUGUCUGACUCUUUUACCAACAAUCAGCAGCAGAUUAUGAUGCCACAACCAGCAUCACCCUCCUCAGCUUCCUGCUUUGGGGACCAUGUGCACGACAGAUGCUGGAAGCCGCCCAUCACCUCCCCAGCCCUUUAAAGAGCCUUGAGUGCAAACAUUUAGGGCCUGAUCCAAAGCCCAUUAAAGACCCCAAUUGGCGUCAGUGGGCUUUGGAUGAAACCCGCAGGGCACAUUGGAAACAUCAGACACAUUUUAAAUUAUUUAUUUUGUGAGAAAAGCCAAUUUAAUCAAGAUUUUCUUUUUAAAAUCUCCCUUCCAUUUUUUUAACUCCUUUAAAAGCAAUUAGAUUUGUUGGAGUCUUAUUUGGAGGGUACGAUGCCUGUUAAAUUAUGGUCUAAACUGUAACCAGUUCUUUAUUUAUCUCUAAUUCCUUUUUAUUAUUAUUAUUAUUAUUAUUCUUUGGAAUCUGUGUCCUAGGUUUGUACAAACGCGUCCUCUUCCUUUUUUUCUUUUGUUUUAAGGAUAAACUGGAAUUUUGUUUUGUACAAACUAGAGAUUGCAAAUGUAGUGUAUCACUGAAUCAUUUGCCUUGUUUUCUGCCUCAGCUCUUUUGGACACACAAACGUGUGUGUGUGUAUGUGAGACACAAGACACUAUUGACAAAAGCGUGUGUGUCAUCCUGCUAACCUUCCACCCCUUGAUGUUGUUUUGAGGUGGGGACUUUGGUGAAGCUGUGGCUGAACAGUUAAGAAUUGCUUUUUAAAAAAGACAGCAAACUUUUUUUUAUUUAAAAAAAAUGAUAUAUUUGUUAACAGUUGCGGGAAUUUUUUUGUUUUGGGGGUAUUUUUUUUUAGGGAUUCAGUAGAAAAAAAAAUCUUAAAGCACUCAUAAUAUGGCCUCUUUCUAUUUCUGUAUAAAAGCAGAUCUUUUUAAAGUAUUUCUGUAACUUAAAAGACCUGUCAUUUAAAUCAUAUUUUGUCUUUAGGUAAGUUUGUUUUAUUUUGUUUUGUUUGCAAGACCAUUUGUUCUCUUUGUGAAACUUACCUUUUUUGUAUAUUAUUGUUUGCAAUAAAUAUACAUUGUAUUAAAAAUUUUAAAAAG